This is a messenger RNA of Theileria equi strain WA, 567 nucleotides long. RefSeq lists its product as hypothetical. Lineage: Eukaryota; Apicomplexa; Aconoidasida; Piroplasmida; Theileriidae. The transcript has 4 exons. The record is from RefSeq and is a predicted model, not a curated record. Bases 1 to 567 code for a protein of 188 amino acids. Gene Ontology annotation, biological process: tRNA threonylcarbamoyladenosine modification; telomere maintenance via recombination. Gene Ontology annotation, cellular component: EKC/KEOPS complex; nucleus; cytosol.
AUGUCGAAAGAACUGUUUGUUGCCAAGGUACCAAUCGGUUUACUUGGCGAUUUUGAGUCUCUGGACCCAAACCAAACAGGAAGUAUCGACAUUCACAUCCAAUUGUACCGUAAAGUCUCAAAUGUAGAAGUAAUCUUGGAAAGAAUCGUUGAAAUAAACAAGGACAAUGAGCUUGUGGCUAAUGGGUUUACUGUUGGUACUUCAAAUGAAAGAAUCUCCAAGUUUAAGCGCUGCUACUUGGCUAUAAAACCAGAAAUGGUUGUAUCUACGGAUCAUGUCACACAUUCUGUAUGUCGAGCCAUUGCCAAUGUCCUAAAUGACAAAACUGUAACUGGAAACCUCUCCACGGAGAUCUUGUACUUUCUCGGAGGAUCCACCAGCGUGACCAGUUGUAUCGAACAAAUGUCAAUUCCAAAGGGUCAAAACAGUCUACCUCUCCUGUUGGUAGGGAUCAUCAGUAAUUUGGCACAAGAUGACGUCUCAAACCUCAUUGACGGGGAACUUGACGACUUGGAAAAUCUACCAAAGUACACUGAUGUUGACGCAAUAAUAAAGGUAAGUGUAUAG